AUGCUCACCCCCCUCUCCCUCGCCUUGCUCAUCCCCCUCUCCCUCGCCGCGAUUCCCGACACUAUCGUCCCCCGCCCAGCGACCGUCCUCUGGCGCCACGGUACCGACCGGCGCACGCUCAUGGCCUGUGCCGGCGGCGGGCCGGGGGGCACGCGUAAUGGCGACCAGAUCCAGAUCGGAACAAACUACUUUCGAUACUGUAACCCGGGCUGGAACGUGGAGGGCAAUAUCAACCAGGGCCCGCUGCGGUGUAUGGACAGCACGCUUUACCCCGGCAACGGCGUCAAACCCCACAUGUGGCAAUGCUACGACGGCGCAUGGCAGCAGCAAUGGCGGUACCACCCCGACGGCACGAUCCGUCUCGACGGCCACAACCUGUGUCUCGACGUGACUGACGGCGACGCGACCAAGCCCGUACAGAUGUGGGAGUGUGUCCCUGGCAACACCAACCAGCAGUGGGACGUGUGA
Molecule: messenger RNA, 468 nt
Organism: Cutaneotrichosporon cavernicola
Lineage: Eukaryota; Fungi; Basidiomycota; Tremellomycetes; Trichosporonales; Trichosporonaceae
Exons: 3
Coding region: 1-468 (155 amino acids)
Source: RefSeq, a predicted model, not a curated record